AGGCUGCUGGGGCCGCCGGGCCCGACGAAGGGGGAGGGCGGGGCCAGCUCCAGUACUGCUGUGACUACAAACGGAGCGAGUUCCUGGGCCCGAGGGGAGCGAUGCUGUGGUUCCAGGGCGCCAUUCCCGCCGCCAUCGCGUCGGCUAAGAGGAGCGGCGCGGUCUUCGUGGUGUUUGUGGCAGGUGAUGAUGAGCAGUCUACAGAGAUGGCUGCAAGUUGGGAAGAUGAGAAAGUGACAGAAGCAUCUUCAAACAGUUUUGUUGCUAUUAAAAUCGAUACCAAAAGUGAAGCCUGCCUACAAUUUUCACAAAUUUAUCCUGUAGUAUGUGUUCCAUCCAGUUUCUUUAUUGGAGACAGUGGAAUCCCUUUGGAAGUAAUAGCUGGAAGUGUUUCUGCAGAUGAACUCGUUACAAGAAUUCACAAAGUCCGACAGAUGCACUCAUUAAAAGGUGAAACAUCAGUGGCAAAUGGCAGCCAGUCAGAAAGUUCAAUGUGUACUCCAUCUGCCUCAUUUGAACCUAAUGACACAUCUGAAAACUCCCAGUCUAGAAAUACAGAGCUUUGUGAGACACCACCUACUUCUCCUGAUACAAAGUCAGAUGUUGCAACAGGAGGAGAAAAUUCAGACCGUACUACUCCCUCUCAGGAGCCUAGUGGAUGUUCAAAUCCAAGACCUGCAGAGGACCUCACCGUCAGAGUGGAAAGACUAACCAAAAAACUUGAAGAGAGGAGAGAAGAGAAGAGGAAAGAGGAAGAACAGAGAGAGAUUAAGAAGGAAAUCGAGAGGAGAAAAACUGGAAAAGAAAUGUUGGAUUAUAAAAGAAAACAAGAGGAAGAAUUAACAAAAAGAAUGUUAGAAGAAAGAAACAGAGAGAAGGCAGAAGAUAGGGCUGCUCGAGAACGAAUAAAACAGCAAAUUGCAUUGGACCGUGCAGAGAGAGCUGCUCGUUUUGCAAAGACAAAAGAAGAAGUAGAGGCUGCCAAAACUGCUGCCUUGUUGGCCAAACAGGCAGAAAUGGAAGUCAAGAGGGAAUCCUAUGCACGAGAAAGAAGUACUGUUGCAAGAAUUCAGUUCCGUCUGCCUGAUGGUUCUUCCUUUACAAAUCAGUUUCCUUCUGAUGCUCCUCUUGAAGAAGCAAGGCAAUUUGCUGCACAGACUGUUGGCAACACUUAUGGUAAUUUUUCACUAGCAACCAUGUUUCCCAGGAGGGAAUUUACCAAAGAAGAUUAUAAAAAGAAAUUAUUGGAUUUGGAACUUGCGCCAAGUGCUUCAGUGGUACUAUUGCCAGCAGGAAGACUAUCUACAUCCAUUGUACAUUCUUCCAGUGGAGACAUUUGGACAUUGUUGGGGACAGUACUUUACCCAUUCCUUGCCAUCUGGAGAUUGAUUAGCAAUUUCUUAUUUAGUAAUCCUCCUCCUGCACAGACUUCAGUGAGAGCUACAUCACCAGAACCUUCAAACCCUGCAUCAUCUAGCAAAUCAGAAAAAAGGGAACCAGUCAGAAAAAGAGUGCUGGAAAAACGAGGGGAAGACUUCAAAAAGGAGGGGAAGAUAUAUAGAUUGAGGACUCAAGAUGAUGGUGAAGAUGAAAACAACACUUGGAAUGGAAAUUCUACUCAGCAGAUGUAGUGCAACAAGUACAUUAUGUACAAUAAUCAUUGUUUCUCUUAUGAUUUAAUUCAACUAAAAUUCUACUGGAGAAGUUGGUCUGCUUUUUAUGUUUUCUAGCUGAUCUACAAAUGUGUCUUUAUUCCUGAUGAGUGGGUGCAGGUGAAAGUUGUUUAACCCAGAAAAGUUAAGAUGUAACAAGCUGCUUGCAUAUGGUAACCAACAACAGGAAGCCUAAAAGAUUCCAAAGGUCUGCCACAGCCUCCCUCCAUUAGCUUCUUCCUCAUUGUUUCAUAAAGCCUUUAACCAUGUGCUCUCAGAUGGCAUGUUUUUUUUUUAGAAUACUCUUUCCUCUAAGACACUUAAGCCCACACAAAGUAGCUGGUAUGUCACUGAGUAAUUUGACUCUUAGAGCAUUUUAACUAGCCAAUCAGAUGACAACUUAUGUUUAACUUUCUCUUUUUGCUCAUCAGCUGCAAGCUAAAUCUUAGUUUUUAAUCUUACAUAAACAUUGAAUAAAAGGUCUUUUCCAAAAAUCAGAAUGAUCGUAUUUUGCUUUAAGCAUCUUUUUGUUGUACAGGGUUCUGAUGAAGUCACAUUUCUCUCUUCUGUUCCCCCUUCACCCCCAAUUCCUGGAAGCUAUUUCAGCAAAAUAGCUAUCUGCUUUCCCUUAAAUAGCAAAGGAAGAAAUUUUCUGAUGCACAUCGAUGCCAUGCUGUCUCUCCUAGUUCACUGAGGCAUCACUUGGCUUGCAUAAAUUUAUGGUCGGUCUUCUCAUCUGUUUUGCUUCUGAUGCAAAACAGUUGAGAAUUGCUAGUCUAUGACUUACUGUUUUUCCUCUCACCUUUAUAUUGAAGUUUUGUAUUCAGUAAUAAAGACCUCUCUAGGACCUUAAGUACCUGUGGUGUGGGAUGAGAAGUAUAGAAUAAAGAUACACUUUUACUCAUUUAUUUCUUAAUCUGACUUACAUGCUACUUUUUCUAUGUAAGUUUGGUAAUAGAGACCACUAAACUAAUGAUGUUUGAAAUGGGGAGUAAGCAUGAUAGUUGCUGUGUUUUCAGAUUUGAAAGGUAUUGCUCUUUGAGUGAAUGUGUAAGAAGACUCUGACUUUUUUUUUUGUAACGGGAGGAAGGAAUUUUCUCAGCAAACUUUUUCACCUAUGAAAUGACAGUGACUUUUUAAAAUGGUAAUAGUGUUGGCAAGGAAAUGGUGAGAUAUAGGCUAUGCUGUUGGUAGAAGUAGAAACCAAUAUAAUCUGGAAAACUUCAGAAACUAACGAUUAUUUCAUACUCUGAUCCAGUAAUUUUUUAAAAUAAUGCUGAUAAAUGUAUACCUUUUUCACACAUAAACAUACUCAUUGUAUGUUUAUUUGACUUAGAAAUUGGAAACCAACUAAAUGUCCUCUGUAGAAGUAAUUACUUUUUGAUGAGAAAUGAUACACUACUAAUUCAAUAAUUCACUUUAAUAUUGAUUAAACAUCUGUUAUGUGUUGGGGGAAAAGAAGCAGGAUACAGAGCUGUAGUUACAGUAUGAUCUCAGCUUUGUAAAAUAAUUUUAUAUAUAGAUAGAACUAUGUAUUAAUAUAUAUGUAAAGAAAGAAGAAAACACAGUGUAACAUUAAUAAUGGUAAGAGUGGUUAUAUGUGAUUCCAGUUUUUCCUUUUGCACCCUUAUGUUUUCGCAGUCUUCUGCAAUGAUCAUUACUUCCAUAAUUUAAAAAGUGAGUUUGAAAAUCUCUAGUAGGCAUCCCAUUUAAAGUUUUGUCAUCUUUAAAAAUGCAGCAGUGGGUGAUAUUUUAAAAAAACUGUCAAAAUGGGUGUGACCCUAGUAACUAUUUAGAGAUAUAUUUGCAAAAACAUUGAAUACCUCAAGUCAUUUUGUCUUGAAGAAAAUCAAAUAUAAGUCUUAGAGAAAUUACAUAAAAGAAUGCUUCAUAAUCUUUGAGUAGGAGAAUCCUUCUUCAAUUUUAUCUUUUAAAAAAAUAAAACAUCCAAUACAGUAUAUAAGGCUAUGAAAUGAAAUGAAGUCUCUCCCUUGGCAUCUUACUACCCCAAGCACUGCUCUUCCCAAGAGGUAACCUCUCUAUUAAUAGUUUCUUCUGUAAUUUUCAGAAAAUUUUUAUGCAUAUAUGAGCAAAUAUGUAAUCUUUAUUUUUAAAUAAAUGGGAUCAUAUUAUAUAUACUACCCAGCAUCUUGCUUUUUUACUUAAAGUCUUGAAGAUCUUUUCCUGUCAACACAUAGCUACCUCAUUCUUACUAAUGGCUGCAAUAGCAUUCUACUUGAUGUAAGUACCCUGGCAUUAUCUAUGCUCUGAUGGCGUUCAGUGGCUAUUACAAGUGUAUUAUGCCUGUUUUUCCAUUAUAAACAUUGCUAUAAUGAACAUCUUGAGGGGGUGGUGUAUUCUUAUUGUGAAAUUAUACCUGUAGAAUGUGUUUUGCAUAAUUUGCUAAAGGGUAUUUGUGGUUUGGAUUAAGAAAGAUGCCAAAUUGGCUCCUUAGUGGGAUGUAUGAAUUCUACCCCCCACCAACAGUGUAUGAGAAUGUUGUUUCCCCACACCCCUGCCAACACUGUUACCAUACUAUUUCAUCUUUGUCAAUAUGAUAGAUGAAAAAUUAUGUGCAUUUUUAUAUGCAUUGUGUUUAUCUCAAGAUUGAACGUCUUUAAAUGUUAUUGGUCAUUUUAACUUAAGUUGAGCUGUUCUUUGCCAAUUUUGUUUUCAUAGUUUUCUUAUUGAUUUAUAAAAAAUUCCAUGUACAUUAAGAAAAUUUGCCCUUUUGUAGCAUAUACUGUAAAUAUUUUAUCUUUGAACAAAUAUGUGGAUGGUAAUCUACCACAGUAUUGAUGUGGUCAAAUUUGUUAGUGUUUAUGGUAUUUGAGUCUUGCUCAUAAAUACCUUUCCCACUUGAAAAGUUAA
This is a messenger RNA of Ictidomys tridecemlineatus (thirteen-lined ground squirrel), 4523 nucleotides long. It is a transcript of the gene Ubxn4, whose product is annotated as UBX domain protein 4. NCBI's taxonomy places the organism in Eukaryota, Metazoa, Chordata, Mammalia, Rodentia, Sciuridae. Gene Ontology annotation, biological process: ERAD pathway. Gene Ontology annotation, cellular component: endoplasmic reticulum. Gene Ontology annotation, molecular function: protein binding. The record is from RefSeq and is a predicted model, not a curated record.